Messenger RNA from Lachancea nothofagi CBS 11611, 1623 nucleotides. The record is from the annotation of a GenBank genome assembly. NCBI's taxonomy places the organism in Eukaryota, Fungi, Ascomycota, Saccharomycetes, Saccharomycetales, Saccharomycetaceae.
AUGGAUGAUCCGCUAGAUGAUGUUCUGGACGAAAACUUUGCUAAGUUUUCUUUGAAUGUUUCAAGGUUACCUCUAGCUUUAAGUCAUUGGGAAGAUCUGCUCAAUUAUCUUAUAGAGAAGGCCAGUCCCUUGAAGAAAACAAUCAACAAAGAGCUCUUGAAGCUGAUAAGAAACACUUAUGGAUCUUUUUUUACUUACUUCCCCUUUUUAGAAAAUUACAGUGUGGACUAUGGUCUUUUGGAAUACAAACUGGGCAAUAUCAAGGAAAUGCAUGCAGCCUUUGUCUCAGCGCUGCAAAGACAUAACAACACGUCUCUUUUGCUGUGGCUCGAGUACUUGAAAAUAUGCAAUGAGGUAGUAAUUGAUAACAAGCAGCUGUUUCGCAAGUACGAACUGGCGGAGUCCUGCAUAGGAUUGCACUUUUACAGCGGAGAAUUUUGGGAGAUGUAUCUGGACCAGAUCAAGCUACGCUGUACAAGCAACAGCAGAUACUUGGUAAUUUUAAGAAAGACUCUAGAGUUACCAAUUUACUCUUAUAGCAAAUUCUACGCACUUUGGCUACAAGCAAUUGAUGAGAUGAAUGAUGUUAAGCAACUCACCAUGAUGGUCCCUGAGCUUGAAGUGAGCCGCAAAAUGAAAAUAGCGGUGCGAGGAUCCGGAAGAAAGGGACCACAACUUCAAGAAGCAAAAAAACACCUGCGGAAGUUUACAAAAGAACUUUACAUGGUGAAUCAGCAUCGUACAUUAGAAAUUUACAAUUUAUUUGAGGCGAACAUUAAGACACAAUUUUACUGCUCAGCCGAGACUUUGAUAGAGAAAAGCGAGAUAGCCGCAUGGUGGAAGUAUCUGGACUAUUCCAUAAACAAUGGAGUAGAUAAAUUGAUUCAUGUAAACUUCCAAAGGGCAUUGUUGCCGUUAGCGCACUACGAAAUGGUUUGGAUAAAAUAUUCCCUUUGGUUAAUAGAAAGCUCUCAGGAUUUUGUUUCAGCAAAAAGUGUAUUAUCUUUGGGCUUAAGACUAUCCCAUAAAAAGGCAAAAAUCAUGGAGAGGUUGAGCGUUUUAUCGAUAAAACUAGGUCAUUUUGAUGAUUUGUUGACUCUAUUCAAGCAAGCAUUGGAAGCAUUCGACAAUAGAAUCGAAGAGACAGAUGACUUCGAACUGUUUACAGAUUAUCUCCAUUUCACAUUGUUCAUGGAAAAAUGCAUCAACGAUAAUUUUCAGGCGCGUUCAGUCUGCUAUGAAAAUAACCCAUUAAAGAUCGUCAUGGGCCGUUUGAGCUAUGGAGGAAAUAAAAAGGGACAGGAAGAGUUGCUACACAUGGUUUGUCAAAUGUAUACCAGAUUUUCCAAGAAUGACCUAGAGGAGCAGAUUUUUCAACCUAUCAUCGACCAAGGAUGGUCGUAUUAUCUGGACAAUGCCAAAUUUUGGUACGAGUAUUGUCACAGGAUUUGGAUCGAUCAGGAUACGUCGUAUCUGGACAAAAGAAGACACAUUGUGGAAAAAAUAUUACCCAUCGGGGCAAAGCAGAAAUCAUCGGCGAAUCAAGGAAUAAUUUCUUUCUGCGAAACUUACCUGCCAGAGGACCUUGAUUCAUGCUAUGAACACUGUCAAAAAACUAAUUAA